Ostreobium quekettii is the source of this 4695-nucleotide messenger RNA. Lineage: Eukaryota; Viridiplantae; Chlorophyta; Ulvophyceae; Bryopsidales; Ostreobiaceae. The record is from the annotation of a GenBank genome assembly.
AUGGAUGAGCCGCAGGGGAGCGGCGGGGGAGAGGGCAGCCAGGAGCGGCAGGGGGGGGCCGACGCGGCCCAGGGGAGCGGAAGCGGCGGGGAGGAUCAGGAGCCCAAGACUGAGCAGCAGCCUUCUCGGGCAGCGGGGUCAACGCGGGCUGGAGAUAUCCAGGUGCUGUUGAGGAAAAUAGGUGCCGAAUUUCGUGACUCCAUGGCGUUCAGUACUGGAAUCGCAACUCGCAAGCUUGAGGCCAUUCUUGAGUCCAUGAAGUCUGAGGACCUGUCAGAUCAACAACAGGGCCUACAUGAGCUGUGCCAGUGCGUAAUGAUGUCAUCAGACGACUCCCUGGCCUCAGCGCCUCAGCUUGGCGAGAUCAUCCCUCUUUUGGUGAAUUUCCUCAGUGCAGAGCACAGCUUUGAGCUGAUGCUGUACUCUGCCCGGUCAAUCAGAUACUUGGCUGAGAAUCUGCCGGGCUCAUGCCGUCAGAUGGUGCAAUUUGGGGUGGUCCCAGCUCUUAGUGCCCGGAUGCUGGCAAUCGAAUUCAUCGACGUUGCAGAAGAAUCCUUAUCAGCUAUCUUCAGGAUAUCAAGAGAGGAACCCAAAACCUGUCUUGAGAGUGGGGGAGUAACAGCUGUUCUUUUGCACAUGGAAUUUUUGGACGCUGGCAUGCAGCGCAUAGCUGUUGAGGCUGCUGCAAACAUGUGUAGAGCUGUCAACCCAGACACAUUUGAGAUGGUUCAGGGCCAGCUGGAGAAACUUGUGACGCUGUUGAAGUAUGAGGAUGCACAUAUUGUGGAAAGGUCUUGCACAGCACUGGUUCGCAUCUGUGAGGCCAUUACUCAAAGAAGGGAUCUGAUUGGUGUGCUGGUGGGAUGUGGUGUCAUUGGGCCAGCGGUUGAGAUGAUCGCGGUGGCAGAAACAGGGGGCAUGGUUGCCCCGCUGUCCCCCACGACCUACUUUGGCCUCAUUCGCUUGCUGGCCAUAUGUGCAGCGAGGUCCCACAUGGUUGCAGAGACGCUGCUGUCCUCCGGAAUCUCUGACACCAUGCUUGCCCUGGUCCGGAGUUCUGGCCUGAUUCACACAGGCGAGGGUGGAGGCCUUGUGCGCACAAACGAGCACCUGUCCGACGUCUUGAUGCUUGCUGACAGUGUCCUGCCAGCGACUGACGGCGCGAAUGGGGAUGAGGAUGGCCAGGAAGACGCAGCUCAGCACAAUGCGUUCGUGGCCGCAAAUGCCAGUCUGGUCAACAAGUUUGGCCAGGACAUGCUCCCCCUGCUCAUGCAGGUCUCCAACACGGUGCACCUGCGGCCCAGGGUGCUGUCCAUAAUGGUCAAGGUGGCAUUCCACGUGGAUGUUGCUGUGCUGGAGGAGCUGGCCCAGGGGCUAGCAGUCUCAGGGUUGGUGGCCUCUCUGCUUGUGUCGUCGAAUGACCACAUAGUGGGGCAGGUCGUGGGGCUUGUUGAGUUGCUGAUGGAGAAGCUCCCAGGAGUAUUUGCCACACAGUUCAUGAAGGAGGGCGUCGUGCACGCCAUGAACAAACUGGCGCUGAGCUUGGACAAGGACACAGAGUUGGCCCCGGGGGCCCCUUCGCCGUCCACCAGUGAACCGGCUCAGUCGGUGUCCACCCUGCGACGGGAGUCUGUGGAUCGUGCAAGGGCGUUCCUGUCCACACAUUUUGGGGAUGUCUGCAGCGGCACCGAGCCAGAGGAACUGGGUCACCUGCGAUGCCUCAGCGCCCGCCUUACAGAACCGGGGGUGCUGCGUGAGCUGCUCGUGACCCUGAAGGCAGAUAAUGGUUCGCGGGUGUCUGUGUACGAGUUCCUGAACAGUGGGAUGAUCGGUGCGCUGAAUGCAUUCCUGCGGGUUGAUGGGAACAAGGGUUUUCGGAGGGACGUUGCUGAGGGCAUGCUUGUGAAUGUAAAGAGCCUGGUGGAUGCCAGCCUGGGGCCUGAAGCAGGGGAUCAGCCACUACUGGUGUGGCUGGUGCGCAAGCUGAGAGACGCCCUGAUGGCCAUUGAGGAGUUUCCUGUGAGGGCAAUGAUCGCACGGAGGGUGCGUGUUCACAAUCCUCUCAGAACAGGCGAGGCUGACCAGAGCCACAGGCUGUGCUCCAUUGGUGUGCCAUUGAAACUGAAACUCGUGCGUCAUGAGGAUGAGACUGCACUGAAGGAGUUCAACAAGGACACCAAGCAGAGCAGUGAGCUUACUGUGGAGCCCAUGGUGACGAUGCAGGCUUUGGAGGACUGGCUGCUUCAGAGGGUUACCCCCAGCAGCGAUGCGGAUGGCGAUGCUGGACCCAGCUCUGCAGCUACCAAAGGCAGGGGUGCCGGCGGGGAGGAUCAGCAGGCCGAGGAGGCAGGAACGUCAUCCUCAAGGCCCGGGAGAGCUGGUGAGAGUGCUCCAGCCAAUGGUCGUGGAGCGCCCAAUGAGCCUAAUCGUGUGAUGACGAGGGCCCAGGCUGCCAAGCAGCUUGAGAAUGCCAGCUCGGAGGGCAAAGGGAUUGAGGCGAUGUCCGAGGACGAUCAGGACAUGGCAGAGGAGGGUGUGGAUGUUGGGGAAGUGGUUGUGGGGGAUGACAACAUGGACGAGGACAGUGAGCCCAUCCAGGAGGGCAGCAUCAGGGGAGAGGAUGAAGAUGAGCUGGAGUCAGUGUCGGAGGAUGAACUGUCAGAGGAUGGGGAACCUUUCCUUGGGGAGCUGCAUGGACUGAUGUCGUACGCCCAAGCAGCACAUGGGAACAGGGACACACAGCCAAGGAUCGUUUUCCAGCUUGGGGAUGUUGCCUUGCUGCCGCAGACCACAGUGUACCAAGCCAUCAGAGAGUACCUCGCGAAGCAGCACGGCCUUGAGGAGGAUGUGGAGGGAGACCCAGAGAAGGUUGCCACCUGGCAGCGGUGCUUUGAGGAGACAUUCAGCUUCAAAUACAGGACAGCCCCCAAGGUCGAUACUUCAAAGGAGAGGAGGGUGGCCAGAAAGAGGCAUGCUUGCAGACAACAACCACUGCCUGUGGCUGUGCUUGGUCGGCUGGCACUGCCUGAGGACCUCAAUGUGAGCGCUGAAGUCUGGGAUGUGCUGGAGCUCAUGUACAAGUUGGACACCAUAAACCAGCUAGCGCCAAGGUGGCUUCCAAAAGGCACCACUGGCUGCCACAAGGUUUCCAGGAGGGAGUUCAUCUGCACCAAGGUGGCCUCCAAGCUCACUCAGCACUUUAAGGACCCUCUGACAGUUUGUGCCAGGACCAUGCCCCAGUGGACUCACCAGCUGGCGACUUCAUGCAAAUUCCUGUUCCCAUUCGACUACCGCAGGAAAUACUUCUACUGCACGCGUGUGGGUCUGCCCCACAUCUUGAAGUUCUUGCUGGAAGAGCGGAAGGCUGCUUCUGGCAGCCCAAGCUUGACCAUGAACGUGAUUCGGGAUGACCAGGGCCGACUUUCAAGGCUGGCACAGCUCAAGGUGACCAAGCAAGUGAGGGUCGCCAGGCGAAACUUGCUUCCAGGGGCCAUGAAGAUAAUGGAAAUAUAUGCUAAGAUGCAAGGCCACGAGCUUGAAGUCCAGUUCCUUGGUGAGGAGGGAACUGGGACAGGGCCCACACUGGAGUUUUACACACUGCUGUCCCAUGAGCUCCAGAGACGUAAGCUGAAGAUGUGGCGAACAGAGGACAUUUCGAUGCACAAGAAGUCGACCAGAGAAGAAGAGGAUGAAGAGGACAAGAAGACGAAGGGGCAUGGCCUGGACGUCCAGGAGCAUGUGUAUGCCCCACAGGGGCUCUUCCCCAAGCCCAUUCCCCAGAGCAAGGUCACGAAGAAGAUUCUCAACCACUUCCGGCUGUUGGGACGAGUCAUGGCGCGGGCCCUACUUGACCAGCGACUCCUGGACAUGGACAUCAAUCCCCUGUUCUUUAAGGUAGCUCAGGGUGAGGCUGUUGACCUGUACGACAUCAAGGAGAUCGACAGUGCCCUUGGUGCCACUCUGGAAAAGCUUCAGGCCGAAUUGGAGUCCUGGAAGGCUGGUGGCCGGCGGGGACCCAUCGCUGUGGAUGGCACUGCCCUGGACGACCUGUGUUUGACCUUCACUCUUCCAGGCAACGUGGACUACGAGCUCCGAGAGAAGGGAGGGCAGUCGAUCGUGCGAACGAGCACACUGGAGCAGUACAUUGAAGCGGUCGUGAGGGCCACGCUCCAUGAUGGCAUCGAGCUCCAGGUGCAGGCAUUCAGGGAAGGAUUCGAGGAGGUGUUGCCACUGGAUGUUUUGGAUUGCUUCUACGAGGAGGAGAUGGAUGUGCUGCUGCGUGGCAUCCAAGAACCGUGGACGGUCAAGAAGUUAGCAGACUGCGUGAAAUGCAACCAUGGGUACACAACCCAGUGCCAGCCUGUGCAGUGGUUCCUGGAGGUUGUGUCCGAGCUCCAGGGAAUGGACCAGCGGCGGUUUGUGCAGUUUGUGACAGGUUCGCCGCGAUUGCCACCGGGAGGGUUGGCCAGUCUGCACCCACCAUUGACGGUCGUAAGGAAGACUCAGUCGGCCCCCAGCACCGAAGGCAGCUCGGGGGGCGCCGCGUCCCUGGACGAGUCGCAAAACCUCACCCUGCCGUCUGUGGCAACCUGCCAAAAUUACUUCAAGCUGCCAGCGUACACCACCAAAGACAUAAUGCGCCGCCAGCUGCUGUUUGCCAUCACGGAGGGCCAGAAUUCUUUCGACCUGACCUGA